UCCUUAGUAUCUGGGGCGGGCGCAGGAGACGGCACCUGGGAGCAGAAUCGCCUCCUGGGAUGGGUGUCCAUCCGCUGGCCACCCAAGGGUGCAUCGCUUCUCGGACCUGGACGGAACUUCUGCCCUCCUCCACAGAACGCCCGGCGGGCUGAGCUCCAGGCAUCCUUUGAAUCCCUCCACAGCUGCCCAGGGCACAGCGGCAGCAGCAUGGGGCUGAGCGAGAGCAAAAGCCUGGGGCCCAGCAGAGCCAUGCCGAAAAGACAGAAAGAGUCUCUCCACGUUGCCGCCAGGAAGGGCCACUACGACACGGCCCUCUGUCUGAUCUCCCAGCGGAUGAGAGUCGUCAACAAACAGGACGCCAGCGGCAGGACCCCGCUCUUCUGGGCCACGGAAUACAGGCACGAGAAGCUGGUGGAGCUGCUCUUGUCGCACGGCGCAGACGUGGCCGCCCGGGACCACGAAGGGAACCUCUGCCUGCACUGGGCGGCCUUUGUGGGCUCUGCCCCCAUCGCCAGGAGGCUGCUGGAAGCCGGCUCCGACGUGAACGCCCAGAACCACCAGGGCGACUCCCCUCUGCACCUGGCCGCCCAGGAGAGAUCCUACCAGUGCCUGGUCCUCUUCCUCGCCCAGGGUGCCAAGGUCUUCCUGCCGAACAAAGACGGCCAGACGCCCCUGCAGUGCGCCAAGCCCAAUUCCCCAGCCUGGAGGGCCAUGCAGGACGCUGCCUCCCUGCCUCCGGGCCCAGAGGAGCGGAUCCUCAGCAGGGACAUCUCCCAGGGCUUUGAGGGCGUCCCCAUCCCCUGCCUCAACGGGGUGGACCAAGACCCGUGUCCCAGGGACUUCCACUACGUCACGCAGGACAUCCUGUCGAAUUACGAGGGUCUCUCCACCACGGACUUGUUGAGAACUCAGCACUGCGAGUGCUCCAGGACCUGCUCCAUGUCCAACUGCCCCUGCGUCCAGCGCAGCCGGCGCACCUGGUACACUCUGGACGGCCAGCUCGUGCCCACUUCGGCCAGGGAAGCCGAGAGAGGUUACGUCUACGAGUGCCAUGUGCUCUGCUGGUGUGCCAAGUCCUGCCCCAACCGGGUGGUGCAGAAGGGCCUCAGGAUCCAGCUCCAACUCUACAAGACGCUGGAGAAGGGCUGGGGGAUACGCACUGUGCAGGAUUUGCCCCGAGGGACUUUCAUUUGCCAGUACUUUGGGGAGCUGCUCCCCGACACAGAGAUUGAGCAGCGAGAAGAGGACACUUACCACUAUGUGAUGGAAACAGAGGACGGGCAGUACUACUACCUGGACGGCCGUUUCUACAGCGGGGUGGGCCGCUUCAUGAACCACGCCUGUGAGCCCAACGUGAUACCGCUGCGGGUGUGUGUGGGCCACGAGAUCCCGGGCAUUGCUUUCUUCACCCAUCGGGCCAUCCAGGCGGGCGAAGAGCUGGGGUUCAACUACGGCAGUUCCUACUGGGAGGUCAAAGGCCCGCACGCCUGCAAGUGCUACUCGCCCAAGUGCAGGUUCCCGCCGCCGCCCCGGGACGCGGGAGGAGACUCCGGCCUGGAGAGCGGCGGCAGCAGCAGCAGCUCCCGCCGUCCGCUCCGAGGCUUUGCGCUCAAAUCCAAGCGCAAGAACCCGCUGCGGGUCAUCACGCGCUCCCGCCGCGCUCAGCAGCAGGCCCGCGCUGCCUUGAUGGAGGCAGGCCCCCCGCAGCCGGGAGAGGAGGCCGAGGGGGCGUCGAGGCCGCCGCCGCCGCCUCCUGCCGCCGAGGCGUCCCCAGAUGCCGAAGGAAGGAGCCGCGGACCGGACUGAUGGUGCCCCCCCCCCGCUGCCGUGGACCCCCCUUCUGUGCCCUGAGCAAGCUCAAUAAAGAGGCGGAGAUGUGAAA
Messenger RNA from Hemicordylus capensis (graceful crag lizard), 1882 nucleotides. RefSeq names its product histone-lysine N-methyltransferase EHMT1-like. Gene Ontology annotation, cellular component: nucleus. Gene Ontology annotation, molecular function: protein-lysine N-methyltransferase activity; p53 binding; zinc ion binding. The record is from RefSeq and is a predicted model, not a curated record. The transcript has 13 exons. The coding region runs from base 208 to 1806 and encodes 532 amino acids. NCBI's taxonomy places the organism in Eukaryota, Metazoa, Chordata, Lepidosauria, Squamata, Cordylidae.